Culicoides brevitarsis is the source of this 815-nucleotide messenger RNA. It is a transcript of the gene Uqcc1, whose product is annotated as ubiquinol-cytochrome-c reductase complex assembly factor 1. Lineage: Eukaryota; Metazoa; Arthropoda; Insecta; Diptera; Ceratopogonidae. The record is from RefSeq and is a predicted model, not a curated record. Gene Ontology annotation, biological process: mitochondrial respiratory chain complex III assembly. Bases 86 to 769 code for a protein of 227 amino acids. Gene Ontology annotation, cellular component: mitochondrion. The transcript has a single exon.
UUCCCUUCGUUUGUUUACUACAUUAUACAACAGCACCUCUUUUCCUUCAUCUUAAUUUAUCGGCCAAUUUCUUAAAAACCUCAUCAUGAUUCUCGCCACAUUGUCGCGGACAGCGUCAAUAGCUCGUCCCAGCAUCGCCGCUCUCCGAAGUCAAAGGCAACAAUUUCCCCAACUGCGUGCCGUCUCGAUGUUUUCAUUUCUGGACCGCUUCAAGGAAAGCAAAUCCGCUCGCAAAGUGAAACCCAUCGCUGGCCUCCGAAUUUACGAACAAAUUGCCGACCAAAUCGAUUAUCCGAGCUUUUUCCAUCGCUACAACAUGCCAAACACAUAUAAUUCGUGGUUUCUCGUCACGGAGCUGCAUGUCUGGAUGACACUCACGCGAGUCAUGGCAAUCGAGGAUGCGGGCAGGAAACUUCGUUCGGGCGUCGUAGAGACAAUGUGGACCGAUGCGACGCAGCGCGCAAAACGAAUUCAGUCCGAUAAUCCGAGUAUGAUGCGAAAACAACUCAACGUUUUGUCGCAGCAAUUUCAGGCCGCUCUCAUCACGUACGACGACGGAUUGAUGCACGACGACAAAAGUAUGGCGACGUCGUUGUGGGUCCGGUUUUUCGACAAAAAAUGCGAAGAUUACGAGAACUUGUCGGUGCUUGUGGAGUACGUGAGACGACAAAUUCAGAUGUUGGAACGGAUCCCGGACGAGGAAUUUCUGGACAAUCCGAAAAUUGAAUGGGAAAAAAUCACAGAUUUGAAGGUGUCACACAUGAAUUAGGAAAUUUUUAAAUUAAUUAUUAAAUAAAAAAGUGAAUUUCAGUUAA